This is a messenger RNA of Botrytis fragariae, 1662 nucleotides long. RefSeq names its product putative 3-hydroxyacyl- nad binding protein. The transcript has 4 exons. Lineage: Eukaryota; Fungi; Ascomycota; Leotiomycetes; Helotiales; Sclerotiniaceae. The record is from RefSeq and is a predicted model, not a curated record. Gene Ontology annotation, molecular function: oxidoreductase activity, acting on the CH-OH group of donors, NAD or NADP as acceptor; NAD+ binding. The coding region runs from base 1 to 1662 and encodes 553 amino acids. Gene Ontology annotation, biological process: fatty acid metabolic process.
AUGACCUUCACACUUCCCACCACCAAAAACCGUCCCAUAACCGUUCUAGGCGGUGGUGUUCUCGGCCGUCGCAUCGCCUGCACAUGGGCAUCAGGAGGUUGGGACGUACGAAUCCGCGACCCUUCACUCGAACAACGCAAUGCAGCCCUCCACUACAUCGAAAACAACAUAUCCAUCUACGCAUCCGCCAUCCAAUGUUCAUCUCCGGGCACCGUAACCGCCCACGAAGAUUUAGCCGAAGCGGUAAAAGGAGCUUGGAAUGUUAUCGAAGCGGUGCCGGAAAAAUUGCAGUUGAAGAUCGAUACGUUUGCUGAAUUGGAGAAGCUGUGUGAGUCGGAUACGUUGUUGGUUAGUAAUUCGAGUAGUUAUAAGACUUCGGAGAUGUUGGAGAAGGUGGGUGGGGAUACGAGGAAGAGAAUUUUUAAUACCCAUUAUAUGAUGCCUCCGGAUAACAAGAUUGUGGAACUUAUGACUGAUGGAGAGACGGCGGACGAAAUAUUUCCGUGGUAUGUGGAGAGGUUGAAGGAGGUGGGUAUGCAUCCUAUUGUUGCUAAGAGGGAGAGUACGGGAUUCGUGUUUAAUCGGGUUUGGGCAAGUAUUAAAAGAGAAUGUUUGAUGAUUCUUGCAGAGGGGGUUAGUACCCCAGAGGAAUUGGAUAGGGUUUGGGUAGAGAUGUUUGGGAAGAGGUAUCUGGAGGAGGGAAAGCUGGGUGCUAAAAGUGGGAAGGGUGGAUUGUAUCCUCCUGGACAGACAACAAAAGUCAAGGGCGAAGAAAAGGAUCAUCAUGAGAAUUUGCACGCUCCGUCUUUAUAUAUGCUAGACAUUGGACUCAAUUCCCUGACCGAUACCCUAAACGCAGGUCGAAUUGUGGUUGGUUCCCCUGAUGGCCGUCAACUUCGAACUUUAGUCUCCGGUCAGCAUCUCCCAGACGGUCUUGACAUUUCUCUCAAAACCGGUCGUAUAUACUGGACAUGCAUGGGCAUCCCGACAUCCAACGACGGCACAGUACAAUCAUGCCAACUCGACGGUAGCGACAUUCGAACCGUGAUUCCAUCCGGAGCAGUCCACACGCCUAAACAACUAAUCAUUGAUCAUGCCGCUUCUAAAUUAUAUUUAUGUGACCGCGAGGGUCUACGAGUCAUGAGAUGUAAUUUCGACGGAUCAGAACACGAAACCAUUAUCCAAACCGGGGAUUGGAAAAUCCAGAAGAUGCAAAAGAUCAACUCAAAUGGAGGCAAAGGUCGAAUUUUCCGUGCCAAUAUUCAGAUGCCUGCAGGUCAAAAUGCUUCGACUAGAAAAGACAUCGAGUUAUUGUUUCAAGAAUUACCUGAACCCAUUGAUCUCGAGAUAGACGAAGAUACACAAACGUUAUAUUGGACCGAUAGAGGAGAUCCUCCUCGAGGAAAUAGUCUGAACGCAGCAAAGCUUGGAGAUAAUUCAUUGAAAGCGCUAAAGGAUGAUAGCGAAGAGAAGAACGAGUAUCAAAUCUUGACGAGACAAUUGCAUGAAGCGAUUGGAUUGAAACUUGAUACGGUUAAUAAACAUGUUUAUUUGACGGAUUUGGGCGGUGCAGUGUAUAGAGUGGGAAUGGAUGGGAAGGAUAAAAAGAGGGUUUAUGAUGAGGAAUGUUCAUUUACGGGUGUUGGAUUGGCACAUGUUUGA